GGUGGCAUUUUGUUUGGCCGCAGCGUACAUAAAAAAAAUUCGUGUAUAAUUUAGCCGCAAACAGCAACGAAAGUGAGAAAAUAAUCAAAAACGUGCGAGCGAGAGAUAGCGGUAAAGCGAGCAGAAAUAUAAUUACACGAUAUCGUUCAGCAAUUAACACGAAGUUUGAUCAUCGAACAGUUGUGUGUGGCAAAGGGUAGCGGCCUGCCUGCCCGUGCCCGUGCCCGUGCCCGUGCCAGUGCCCGUGGGUAUUGUGUUUGGAGGUACCGUACUGGUGGGUCGAUUGUGCUGCUCCAAAAAGGUGCCCCAAGCCACCCCGGUGGUGGUUGGGCCACGACGAGGUUCUAGGCUGCUGGCAGUACGCACCAGCUGGAAGCGGCGACACCAAAACAAAACAAAACAACAAGAAAAAAAGAACAACAACCUGCAAGGUGUUUUUGCAUUUGCAUUUGCAUUGGCGGUUAAUUGGAUUAGUCAGUAGCGGAGAUGGCCACGACACAGCAAUAUUCGCUGAGGUGGAACAACUAUCUGCGCCACCUGACCUACUCCCUGGACAACCACCGGCUGAACGAUGACUUCGUCGAUGUCACCCUGUGCGUGGAUGGCAGAAAGAUUAAGGCGCACAAGGUGGUGCUGUCCUCGUGCUCGUCAUACUUCAAGGAGAUCUUCAAGGAGAAUCCCCAUCCGCAUCCAGUCAUUAUAUUUAAGUUUAUCAAAUUCGAAGAUCUCAACUCGAUAAUCGAGUUUAUGUACCAGGGCGAGGUGAAUGUACAGCAGGAGGCACUGCAAUCGUUCCUGCAAACAGCCGAGCUGCUUGCCGUCCAGGGCCUUACCGCCGAGGAGAAGGAGAAGCCGCAGCUGCCAACGUUGCCGCUCAGCGAUCAUAAGCUCAUCAAGACCAUACCCAGCACCAUAAGAGCGGUGAACGAUCAGCAGCAGCAGCAACAGCAACAACAGCAGCAGCAGCAGGUGCCCAGUGUGGCACAGGCACAGACAGCAACGCAAACCAUCGAAAUACCCACGGCCACACUGUUGCAGGCAACGGCUGUCAGUCAGGUUCAGACGCAAGUGGCUGCUGCCGCUGCCGCUCAGCUUCAGGUCCAACAGCAGCAGCAGCAGCAGACGCAGUCUCAGUCACAGCAGCAGCAACAGCAGCAGCAGCAGCAUCAUCAUGUACAAACCACUCAAAUACAACACAUCCAGGUGCAAUCGGCGCCACCACCACAACAGCAACAGCAGCAACAGCAACAAUCGCAGCAGCAACAGCAACAACAACAAUCACACCCACUGCCGACAACGCCACAGCAUUUGACCAUCACGAAUGCUGUGGCACUGUCAGCGGCAAAGAAGCGUAAACUGACGUUCUCCGAUGACGAUGACAACAUCUACACCACCGAAACGGUCGCCUAUGCCAGCAAGGACGACCAGACAAUUGUUAAAACCUCGGAUAUGACCUUUCUGCGUGGUGCCGUCAAAAUGGAUAUACCCGAUUAUAUUGUGAGCGAGGUGGAUGAUCGACUGUCGGAUGGUGCCACGCCGCAGACGUCGCAGGAUGCCACCACCGGUGCAGCGCAGACGGUGGCCCAAUACUCAUCCGAAUACGAGAUACUAACCGAGUCCGAGAUCGAGGAGAAAUAUCAAGCGGAUGCGGAAAACGCCGAAAUAGCCAUCGAAAUGACCCGCCUCUUGGGCAGUGGGACGGGUGCAACAUCUACGCCCCAUGCUGUGCUGGAGGAUGGCAGCCCGUCGGCAGUUGCCGCGACUACGGUGUCCCUGACGCCGGUCAAGGCGGACAGCAAGGGCAACAAUGCGCCGCCAAAUGCCCCGAGUGAAACUGGCACGAGAUUACGUGCUGAUACGGAUACUACCGAUCCACUUGGCGAGGAUGAGACAGUGCCAGAGGCAUUAUUAAUGCCGCUCAUUUGUCACUUCUGCAAGCGACGACUCAAGUCAACGAAUGCGCUGCGGCGACACAUCGCCUCCAGGCACUCGGAGAUACAGGACAAGCAGCACGAGUGUUACAUCUGCAUCAAGAGCUUCAAGACCAAGUGGUCCCUGUCCACGCACAACUCUCGCUUCCAUCGCGAUUUGCGCCAGAGCAAGGAGUUUAUCAAAAUCGAAUCGACAGAUCACUGAAACUAAUUACAGCAGAGACACGAGACACGAGACACACAAAAAAAGUAUUUUCAUAUCCGCCAUGUGGCAGGAGUUCUCCUUUGUUCAGGAAGUUGCUAGGAGAGCCAGAGGUUCAAGCCUUUGUUCCUGUUGAACUGCCUUAAAGAAGGGGCUACGAAUGGUUCAAUGACGCUCGAUGGACUGUCGUAGCUGCUGGCCGAAAGAAAGCGAUUAACCAAAAGAUUUUCCCCCUUAGCCUAAGUCUUUUGUGGGGCACUCGGAGAUGCUACUUUCUGUGUGCCAUCCACUUUUGCUGCACUCUCAAAGUCAGCGCGAGCAGCGGAUAGUCGGCUGAAACGAGACUAUAUCGAUCUUAUUGUAAGGCUCCUGGCCAAGGAUGUGCUAUAGAUUUGAUGUACGCAGUUUUGCAUGUAUAUUUUUGCUUGUGUUUUCUUCCAAUAAUAACGCAUUAUCGACCAAUUUAGACGAAAUUGAAGCAAA
Molecule: messenger RNA, 2616 nt
Organism: Drosophila guanche
Lineage: Eukaryota; Metazoa; Arthropoda; Insecta; Diptera; Drosophilidae
Product: modifier of mdg4
Exons: 5
Coding region: 487-2136 (549 amino acids)
Biological process (GO): regulation of transcription by RNA polymerase II
Cellular component (GO): nucleus
Molecular function (GO): protein binding
Source: RefSeq, a predicted model, not a curated record